This is a messenger RNA of Mesocricetus auratus (golden hamster), 2391 nucleotides long. It is a transcript of the gene Arsk, whose product is annotated as arylsulfatase family member K. The record is from RefSeq and is a predicted model, not a curated record. Bases 6 to 1484 code for a protein of 492 amino acids. The transcript has 7 exons. Lineage: Eukaryota; Metazoa; Chordata; Mammalia; Rodentia; Cricetidae.
GCCCGAUGGGAGUUGUAGUUUGGCGGUGCCACCCACAUUGGCAGUUCAGGGUCGCUUCCGUGCCCGUUGCUGGCCUGCAGUCCGGAGGAGGCGGGCUCGGUGGCCCCGGCUGGACGCCCCUGCCGGCCGGCGAUGCUGCUGCUGUGGGUGUCAGCGGUCGCAGCGUCCGCGCUCGCGGCGCCGACCCCGGGAACUCGAGAGCACGAGAUGCGAGUGGCCCGGGCCCCCAACGUAGUGAUCAUCGCCAGCGACUCCUUCGACGGAAGACUAACACUUCAACCAGGAAGUCAGGUAGUAAGACUUCCUUUUAUCAACUUCAUGAGAGCACGUGGCACCACCUUCCUGAACGCCUACACAAACUCUCCCAUCUGCUGUCCAUCCCGUGCAGGUAUGAAUGUGCUGAUGUUGAUGGGAAUGGGCUGAGCCAUAGAAGGACACCUAGAUUUAAGACGCCAUAUGCAAAAGGCUCUGCAAUGUGGAGUGGCCUCUUCACUCACUUAACAGAAUCUUGGAAUAAUUUUAAGGGUCUUGCUCCAAAUUAUACAACGUGGAUGGAUGUCAUGGAAAAGCAUGGCUAUCAGACUCAAAAAUUUGGAAAACUAGACUAUACUUCAGGACAUCAUUCCAUUAGUAACCGUGUGGAAGCGUGGACAAGAGACGUUGCAUUCUUACUCAGACAAGAAGGCAGGCCUGUGGUUAAUCUCAUCCCUGAUAAGGACAGAAGGAGAGUUAUGGAAAAGGACUGGCAGAACACAGACAGAGCGAUCGGCUGGCUGAGACAGGAAGCCGCUAACGACACCAAACCAUUCGUCCUUUACUUGGGGUUGAAUUUGCCACACCCUUACCCUUCACCUUCUUCAGGAGAAAACUUUGGUGCUUCUACAUUUCGCACAUCUCUGUAUUGGCUUGAAAAGGUAGCUUAUGAUGCCAUCAAAAUCCCAAAGUGGCUGGCUUUGUCAGAAAUGCACCCUGUGGACUAUUACUCUUCCUAUACAAAAAACUGCACAGGGAAAUUUACUGAAGAGGAAAUUAAGAAUAUUAGAGCGUUUUAUUAUGCUAUGUGUGCUGAAACAGAUGCCAUGCUAGGUGAAAUUAUUUUGACCCUUCGUGAGUUAGAUCUUCUUCAGAAAACUAUUGUUAUAUACACGGCAGACCACGGAGAGAUGGCCAUGGAGCACCGCCAGUUUUAUAAAAUGAGUAUGUAUGAAGCAAGUGCCCAUGUUCCACUCUUGAUGAUGGGACCAGGAAUUAAGGUCAACGUACAAGUACCAAAUCUUGUUUCUCUUGUGGAUAUUUACCCUACAAUGCUUGAGAAAUCCUGGCAAAUCAUAUCUUCCCAGUCUCUACAUGGAGUCUCUUCUUGGCGGCCUCUCUCUGCCUCCUCUCCCCAGAAUUCUCAUCUCAGAGCUUCGACAGUACUUCCUGCCUGGCUAGCGGCCAAUCAGUGGUUUAUUCAUCGACUAAUAAGAGAAACAUAUACAUAAGGACAUCCCCCAUCAGUAUUAUUUAAAAGAAAGUGGUUCUAACACUGUAUGAGCAAGACUUGGUUUUGUUUGAAACAAUGUCCAUCUAGUUUGCUAUCUAAAUCAGCUCAUUUUUGUAGAGUAGGGGGAAAUGAUUACCAAUUAUACCAGGGUUAAUAGCCCUAAGCUCUCUUUUGCUUUAUUUAACAUUCAUUAUGACCAACAAAACUCAGUUAAUCCUGAAGGUUCGUGUUCCUUAUAUUUAAUUUAGCUUUUUAAAAAUGUAAUUUCUCAGUGAUGGAAGAAUUUAAAGGAAUUCCAGGAAUGAUUAGCUAUCAAAUUGGGCCCAUGAGGUAGCAUGUUCCACCUCACCACUGAUGAAUAAAUAAACAUAUAUUUUGACCAAGAAGCUUCAGAGAUUUACUUUUAAUUAGGAGGUUCAUUUAUAAAUGAUGAUUUAGUCUUAGACCUCUCCUCGGUCCUUUUCUUGGUGGCUCAACUGUCUCAGCAUCAUGUUCCAGAAAUCAGUUACAUGGGAAGAGUAUGAGGCUGACCUUAGUUCAAUCCAGGGCCCAUCUUCAUUCUGGGGCCUAAGCACUUGCAUAGACUCAAAUAGGAAAAGCCUCUGUACGUUACUGAUUUAUUUAUCUUGCACCUACGUUACUAUCUGUAGUCUGUUCAGACUUAAUAUUCUGCGGUAGCUUUUACUUAAAAGUUUGAAUUCACAGUUUCUUAAUGAGACUUUGAAGAAACGUUUUUUUCCUAAAAACUACUUUAUGAUGAAAUGUACAGAAUAUUUGUAGUUUAUUCAUCUUCACUGGUCUGUAUAGUAUGCAGUCAUUUUAUCAUUGCCUAGUACUAACAGAACACUGAUGUCUUCUAUGCCUGGGAAUUCUUUAUACUAUUAAAGCUGAUUAUUGUCCAACUA